AUGGUAAAACAAACGCCGAAGAAGCUUCUCUUGGCUGCCGCUACUGUAGCGUCUCUUCCAGCUCUUGCUUCGGCAGGAGCUCGUGACUACGCACAAUUGGGACAACCGUGUAUGCAACGGUACGAUUCCAGUGCCAAAGUCUACAAGGACAUCAGCUCCUUGUGGAAGCGCAAUGACAAGUGCCAGCCUGGUCUCUUGUCCAAUUCCACCACUACGAGUCCAGCCGAGUCUAGAUUCGCUCUUACCUGCUUUGUGGCACCCAACGACACAGGAAUGGAUCCUCGGUCCGGAACCAUGGACCUAGAAGGAACCUGUCUCAAGUCGAGCUGUGUUGGAGUCAACUACGACAACGUUGACAUUCUUCCAGAAGAUCAAGAACGCGUGACUAUCUGUCACCGCACCGAAAACGAAUUGAAUCCAUGGGUUCGAAUGACUGUGGACAAACAAGCCUGGUCUGACUCCAAUAACGACUGCGGCUUUACUACGGAAGAUUACAUCGUCAAGGAGCACGGUUCUCCCAAUCUUGUGCAAGACCAAAUGAACAAGGGACAUAUUACUGACUUUACUACUACCCAAGAGUACUGGGGAUACUGGGAACGCGCCUGUCCUUAUGUUCGUCAAUCUCCAGAACACACCCACCGCUGUUGUCAAGGUCCUGACUGUUGCGGGGAUGCCAGAGAUGACGCGCCACAAGAACCAGAAUCUCCUGCCACUGCCACUGCCACUGCUCAAUUCGAGCGAAAACUAGAAGGUCCUGGGUGCAAGGCUCCUCCCCAAGAGGCCUACACUCAAAGUAUCUACGUUACCUUCAUGGGUGAAGCAGGCCAAGAGGGUAUGGAUCUUGAGGCUCGCAUUGCUGCUUCUGGAACUUCCAUAACAGAAAUGCAAGAAGAGAUCAAGAACAUCUACAACACUCAAGGAAGGUUCGGACAGUGUGUCUUUUUCCAACGUCUUAUUGAGUCUGUUACCUUUGACACGAUCGAGCCUAUCGUGCCUGCCAUCAACAAGGAGUACUUGUUGACUGGUUUCAGAGCCAAGGCUACUGUUACUGGCCUGUGUACCGGAUGCCAGGAACACUUGUUCCUUCCAACCGAUUCGUGCCGGGACACUGAGCCCUCCUCUUGUAAUACUUGUCAAAUCCCCAAUUCCGAUGAAGGAGAAAUCAUUCAACUUGCCGGAAAGGAUCUCUACCCACAAAUCAACUCAAACCUUGGAACCGCAGGCGAAGCCGCCGAGAUCAUCCGUAUUGAAGGAGACGUGGUUGGAGAACCCGCCUGUGAUCCCAAUCAACUCAAGUACUUGGAAUCCACAGGCGAGGUGGUCUGUCUAUGA
Messenger RNA from Cylindrotheca closterium, 1332 nucleotides. The record is from the annotation of a GenBank genome assembly. NCBI's taxonomy places the organism in Eukaryota, Bacillariophyta, Bacillariophyceae, Bacillariales, Bacillariaceae.